Molecule: messenger RNA, 892 nt
Organism: Prorocentrum cordatum
Lineage: Eukaryota; Dinophyceae; Prorocentrales; Prorocentraceae
Source: the annotation of a GenBank genome assembly
CUCAACAUCCUGAAUGAGCACUUGAUCAUCGGAGGCGACUGGAACUCGGAAAGCGAGAAGGUGGACGAGUGGUUCCACGCGGUGCGAGGGGUUAGGGUUGGUGCUGACUUGCCCACGCGCAUCUCCUCUGCCCCAGGCACGACCUUGGAUUUCUUCUACGCGUCCAAGAGCCUGCCGGCGCUGCUGGGCCCCAUGGACGCCCACAUUCAGCUCGCACGGCUCACCUCGGACGCGCGGGCCCGCCUCGACGCGAGUGGAAAGCUGUCAAUGAGCCGCGGCGCAGUGGCCGGCCUCCACGGCGGGCACUUCGAAGUUAACCUCGUGGCCAUGCCCCAGCAGCUGCCAUUCCUCAGUGACUUCUCGCGCAAGGCACCCAGGACUAAGCGGGUGCUGGAACGGGUCUCCUCCGACGCUCGCGCGUUUAUGACAGACGUGCCGUCGAUUACUAUCGACGCCAAUUUUGACGGCGCGGCCCAAGCCUUGAUCGUCUGCGCGAACGCCGAGAUCAAGGAUCUCUCGACCGAGCACAGUGCUGAUUGGACUGCUCGGGCAGAGAGGCGCGGCGCGGACUCGCGGGGCAACUGGCCACCUAUCUCCGCGAGCGACGUCAGGUCAGCGGCUGCCUCGUUCCCCUCCAAGACGGCGCUGGGCCAGCUCGCUUUCAACCCGAAGUCGCUGUGCCAGGUGUCCGACGCGGGCUUGGAUGCUCUGGAGACCCUUGCGCCCCUCUCCAUGGCACGUGAGAGGCUGCACUCGCGGCCACUAGAUCGCAUUCAGACCCGCUUGGUUCGGCUUGGCAAGCCGACUGGCGGGCGCCGUCUCGUUGCGCAAGUCAACUCGCUGUUGCGCCUGUGGGGCAGGCUCAGAAAGCCUGUCUCGCAGUCGCGGGAGC